Paralichthys olivaceus (Japanese flounder) is the source of this 1697-nucleotide messenger RNA. The record is from RefSeq and is a predicted model, not a curated record. NCBI's taxonomy places the organism in Eukaryota, Metazoa, Chordata, Actinopteri, Pleuronectiformes, Paralichthyidae.
AGGUUGAGUACAGAGAGCGUGAUGGUCUCGAUUGGACAUCACAGAGAUGCAUGACAACCCGCACUGAGGUGAAGGAGCUGCAGCCAGACACCAUGUACAGGUUCAGGGUGGCAGCAGUGACCAGUCGAGGUGUGGGGAACUGGACAGAGGUGAAAUCCAUCACUCCUAAGAAAGCUCUGCCCCCCCCCUCUGUGAUCGCCGACAGCCUCACCAGUGACUCCAUGAGUCUUUCCUUCAGCCUGAACUCGCAGUACGACGUGAAACAGUACAUCGUGAUCCUGUCGUGGCAGUUUGACAAACACGUCAAGGAGAGCAAGAACUACACAGUCAGAGAGGGGAUUCUCAAAGCUACGAACCUGACGGCAGGAACUGUGUACGAAGUGGCUGUGUGGGCUCACACCAGCAUAGGAGACAGUCCCACUGCCCUGUCCCAUCAUCAGACCGCCAGCACGCAGCCAGAGAGGCCGUUCCUCAAAGCCAAGGCUCUGAAUCAGACAGCUGUGGACUGCAGCUGGACCAUCAGCGGACCCCCCGUUCAGAUGUACGGUGUGUUUUAUGCCACCUCCUUCCUGGAUUUGUAUCGGAGUCCUCACCUGGUCCGCACCACUUCCCUCAGCCUCACAGUCACAGUGGACAGUGAUGAACAGUAUCUCUUCCUGGUGCGUGCGGUCUCCCCCUUCCUGGGUCCUCCCUCCGACUACUCUGUGGUGAAAAUGAUUCCCAACGAGAGGCUGCCUCCCAGAAACCUCCAUCGUGUGCGAGUAGACAAAACACAGGCCACGCUGAAGUGGCAGCCGCCUUAUGACGCCCCGAACAGCGCUCUGACAUAUGCAGUCCACGUGCGGGACGUCAUCCGUAAAGUGGAGCGUGAUUACAAGGUGACCACACCCAACAACACAGUCGAGUACCUGCUGAAAGGCCUGGAGCCCGGAGGACGCUACAGCAUCUCUGUCCGCCUGCGCAACAUGAGCAAGGAGGCCAGCUUCACUCUCAACACAGUUCCUCUUCCUGCUCCUGAGGCUCUGAAGAUCUUGACAGAGAAAGACCACGUGUUUCUCUUCUGGAAGAGUCUGGCCGUCAGAGAGAAGGACUUCAACGAGAGCAGGGGGUAUGAAGUGCACGUACAUGACAGCGUCACCAACCAGACGUCCUACCUGGGAAACACCACAGAGACCUACUUCCGCAUCAGCAGCCUGCUGGUGAACCACAACUACACGUUCACAGUGCAGGCCCGCUGCCUGCUCAGCGGUCAGCUGUGUGGGGAACCCGCUCUGCUGCUCUAUGACCAGCUGACAGCAGGGGCCAGUGACGCCUCCCGCAGCGAAGGCCACUCGGGGGACAUGGCAGCAGUGGUAGUGCCCGUCCUCUUCCUGCUGCUGCUCGGAGUGUGUGGCAGCUUGGUGGCACUCUACCUCCGUCACCGCAGACUGCAGAACAACUUCACAGCCUUUGCCAACUCCCACUACAACUCUCGCUUGGGCUCUGCCAUCUUCUCAUCAGGGGAUGAACUGGGUGAUGACGAUGAAGACGCUCCCAUGAUCAGCGGCUUCUCAGACGACGUUCCCAUGGUCAUCGCGUAGCAAGACAUCCCUCCAUUACCUGUUUAUCUCUCCGCCCUCCUCCUCGCCUUCUCUUUCUCUGCCCCCCCAACCCCAUCGCUCCGCCCUCCCUCCCCCCUCCUCCUCCCUUCCUUCCUU